This is a messenger RNA of Strongyloides ratti, 651 nucleotides long. RefSeq lists its product as hypothetical. The record is from RefSeq and is a predicted model, not a curated record. The coding region runs from base 1 to 651 and encodes 216 amino acids. NCBI's taxonomy places the organism in Eukaryota, Metazoa, Nematoda, Chromadorea, Rhabditida, Strongyloididae. The transcript has 3 exons.
AUGGAUGCACAUAUGAUUAAAGAAUGUAUGCCUACAACUGAAGUUGAUUUAAAAGAUGAAUUGAAGAAACAAGAAAGUUAUCUUCAUGAUUUAAAGAUUCAGAUGGCAGAGUUGAAUGGUAAAUUAAAAAGUGAUGAAAAGAAAAGAAGAGAAAAUGAAAUUAAAGAUGUACAAGGAAAUAUAGAAGCUAUAAAUAAACGAUUAAAAAUGUUAUCUAGAAAAAAUAGUUCGGAAAAUAAUAAAAUAAUAGAUGAUCAAAAAAAUUCAUUAAAUAAAGAAAUAAAUAAUUCAUUGUAUUUAAGUAAAUGUGAUAAUGAAAGUUUAAUUGUACUAGAAGAAAAAUAUUUAAUUGAAAUGAAUACUAAAUUUAAAAAUGAUUUAGCAGAAGAGAAAGAAAAAAUUGCUAAACUUAUUGUGGAUCUUAAUAAUAAACUUCAAAAACUACAAAUUUAUGGCAUUUUGUCAUCAAAUAUUAAAUUAUUGACUGAUGAAGAAAAAGAAUACUGGAAAAAUGAAUGUGAAAAAGAAAAUGAAAAAAGGAGAACAUUAUUGGCGGAUAUUCAUAGUUUACGUGAUGAAUGUGCAAUGUUACGGGCAUCUAUUGAACAUUGCAAUUUAGUUUCUAAAAAUUAUUUGCAAACACAAAUUUAA